AUGGAAUAUAUGACAGUACUGAAGGAGUUGCUAGAAAAACAAGCACCGGCAGAUGACGAUGCCGGUGAGCCUAGCGUCGUUACCGCCCCUGACUUCAAAAAACGCUAUUUAAUAUUAAUAUCCACUGUUAUGACUUGGGCUUCCACCAAACCCUUAGAUCCGGAUAAUCCUGAAAUGCCUUUUGUAGAAACAGAUUUUCGAAAAAGGAGGCCGCAUCCUAAUUAUAAAAUGCAUUAUGACGUAGAAAAUGAAGUUAUUGGCAUAGCUAGAAAAUAUAGAAAACUUAUAGGAGCAAUAGUAGUAGCCUCUGGACUGACCUAUGGAGGCAAGGAAGACGUGCUUUUCUUCUGGUUUCAAAAAGCAUGGGAGUGUGAACCGAUUCUUCCUAUCCUAGGUCGAGGAAACAAUUCAGUGCCUUUGAUCAAUAUUGUGGACUUGGGGACAAUUGUCCACAACUUAAUAAUGGAUUUCCCGAAGAAGUUAUACGUAUUGGCAGUAGAACAGACCGUUUCGAAACAAAGAGAUAUAAUAAAACCACUUGGACGACAAAUUGGUUCUGGAAUGUUCAAAUGCAUUCCACCAGAAGACGCCUUUUUGACUCCAGAAAUCGAUCAAAGAAUUUACGAUUUGAUGACUCUCAAUUUGAACAUGGAGCCAACUUUUAUCGUUGAGACAAUGGGACUGCAGUGGACUUUCGAAGGGACCUUCGCUGAUAACAUACCCGUUCUUAUGAAGCAAUUUAAGAAAGAGAGAGGAUUGAAACCAUUUAAGAUUAUCGUGUAUGGUCCGCCUAUUUGUGGAAAAACAACCAUGGCAAAAAGUAUUUGUGAUACUUACGGUCUUAUUUACGUUUCCCCUGAAACCGUGGCCCAAGAUCUGCUGGAAGAUUUAACAUGGCGCGUGCAACAUUGGGAUAUUGGUGAAACAGCAGCGAUAGCUGAUCCAAAUCCUGAGGAAGAAGACUUGGGAAUGGAUGAUGAAGACCAGGGUGAAGACGAAGAAAUUCAAGAACAAGCUAGACAAACCUUGGCAUUACUCCAGUCGGGGCGUCCGCUUUCCGAUGAAGAAAUUAUUGUGUACCUUCGUCAAAAGUUGUUAAGUCGUGAGGCUCUCAACAGAGGAUGGGUACUUGACGGGUUUCCCAUGACCCAAGCACAAUGUCAAACAAUAUUUGAAAAAGGAGAGGAGCAGGAAUCUGAAGGUGGAGAAGAAACUCGUGACGAACCGUUUGAUGAAGAUGUUGAUUUGUAUAGCAAUGUGCUUAAGAAGCUAUUGCCAGAUAUUGUAGUAUCGCUGGAAGCUACUGAUGAGUUUAUUUGCGAAAAAGCUAUGAGACAACCGGAAGGAUACUCUCGUCUGGAUGAAGAGACUACACUGAGAAGAUUAAGUGAAUUCCGAGCUGGUGAUACCCGAGAAAUUACUCCGCUUAAUUUCUUUGACGAAUUGGAUAUACAUCCAAUAGUGGUUCCUGUGAAAGACCAUACAGAUUACGAUAUGAAGGGCCCAUACACCGCCGUAACACUGCGAAUGGGUCGACCUUGCCGUUAUGGAAAACUUCUCGCACUUAUUGAAGCUGCUGAGAAGAAAGAAAAAUGUGAACAAGAGACUUUGAAGUCCAAUGAAGCGAAAGCUUUGAAAGAAAAGGAGGAGAAACUGAGAACUGAACGCGAAGAGAAAAUGGAAUAUUGGACGGAGUUAUACGCAAUGAUGCGCGAAGAAGAAGAAGCAGCAUUGGCGGCUGCUGGCGAGCCCAUGCGCAAUUAUUUGGUACAUCACAUCUUCCCAACCCUCACUCCUGCUUUACUUGAAGUCGCUAAAUUACGACCUGAGGAUCCUAUCGAUUUCCUAGCGGAAAAAACUUUCAAGUUAAACCCACUUGGUGUGGCGUUGGAGGAAAAAUGCCAAUUAGACGAUGAAAGGACGAAAUUGGAGAACGAAUGUACUGACGAAAGGCCCAAGGAGGCCACUUUACAACGUAAAGCCGAUGCAGCCGUAACCGAAGACACUUCUAGUCUAACUAGUCUUGAUCGCAAAUAUGUUGACACACUAGGCGGCUACAAAUAUUCUUCAUAA
Messenger RNA from Spodoptera littoralis (African cotton leafworm), 2073 nucleotides. The record is from the annotation of a GenBank genome assembly. Lineage: Eukaryota; Metazoa; Arthropoda; Insecta; Lepidoptera; Noctuidae.